This is a messenger RNA of Carica papaya (papaya), 644 nucleotides long. Its product is annotated as actin-depolymerizing factor 5. The record is from RefSeq and is a predicted model, not a curated record. Gene Ontology annotation, cellular component: actin cytoskeleton. Gene Ontology annotation, molecular function: actin binding. NCBI's taxonomy places the organism in Eukaryota, Viridiplantae, Streptophyta, Magnoliopsida, Brassicales, Caricaceae. Gene Ontology annotation, biological process: actin filament depolymerization.
AUCAUCACACCAUUCACAAUCAAAUUUCAAGCUCAGAAAGUUGAAGUCUUCGGCUCAGCAACAAUGGCAAUGGCUUUCAAGAUGGCGACUACUGGGAUGUGGGUGACCGACGAGUGCAAGAACUCGUUCAUGGAGAUGAAAUGGAAGAAAGUUCACAGGUACAUAGUGUUCAAGAUCGAUGAGAAAUCGAGGCUGGUCACCGUGGACAAGGUGGGCGGAGCUGGCGAGAGUUACGAUGAUCUCACGGCAUCGUUGCCGGAGGACGACUGUCGGUAUGCGGUGUUCGAUUUCGACUUUGUCACCGUUGAUAAUUGCCGGAAGAGCAAGAUCUUCUUCAUUGCUUGGUCACCAACGGCAUCAAGAAUAAGAGCAAAGAUAUUAUAUGCAACAUCAAAGGAUGGGCUGAGGAGAGUGCUGGACGGGAUUCACUACGAGGUGCAGGCAACAGAUCCAACUGAGAUGGGCAUUGAUGUGAUUAAGGACAGGGCUAAGUAAUUAAUUAAACAUUAAAAGGGAUUAAUUUAAUUACCUAAUUAAUUAGUAAAUUAGAGUUUUAGCUAAAUGGGUUUAAGGGUAUCUUUGUCUUUUCAUUAAUUAAUAAUAAUAAUAAUAAUAAUAAUUAACCCCCCCCAAAUUAUCAUGUA